Stegastes partitus (bicolor damselfish) is the source of this 2261-nucleotide messenger RNA. Its product is annotated as probable GPI-anchored adhesin-like protein PGA55. The coding region runs from base 38 to 2038 and encodes 666 amino acids. The record is from RefSeq and is a predicted model, not a curated record. Lineage: Eukaryota; Metazoa; Chordata; Actinopteri; Pomacentridae. The transcript is spliced from 13 exons.
UUUUAUUUCGUCGCCGGAGUCGUUUCUACUCAGUAUAAUGUCUCAGCGCCGCGUUUGGCACUACAGGUGCUCUGUUGUCGACUGCAAAAGCGAACGAAAGAGUCUACAUACGCUGCCGGCAUCCGAGGACCUGAAGAGUCGGUGGAUUACUUUUAUUUUUGACGGCAAUGUUCCCUCAACAGUCGGGAAAUUCCUGUAUGUAUGUGCCAACCAUUUCACGUCCGACUGCUUUCUCAAUAAGGGUCAGUACCAGGCUGGAUUCGCCUCAAAGCUGAAGCUCAAAGAUGGAUCAGUACCGACUGUUCGUGACCCAGGUUCACAUUUGGAAACCUCAGCGGGUCCCAGUUCAGCAGCUCAAGCCUCUCCUGCAGUGUCUGCUGUGGACAGCGUGUUGCAAUGGGCCAAUACAUUAACUUCAGGUGUAUGUACACAGACGUCUUCCUCAGGUGUCCAAAGCACUGGUGUGGACGCUGAAUCACCUUCUCCCUCCCUGCCACUACCUAUAUCCUCAGGAACUACAAGUAAUGCAUCCCGGUCGGCUCCACCAGCUGAACUGAGUGAACAUUUGUGCAGUGGAACAUCUGUGGGUCUCCUGAGAGAGAGCCUCCACCAAGAGACUGACUUAAGCUCGACAGCAACAUCAAAAUCAGAUGAGAACGAGGAAACUAACUCGACUCAGUCAAAGACUAUUGUGAAUGACAGCUGUUUGAUGGAGCUGUUUAAGAAGUGUCAGACCUGUGGACAUACCAUAACCAAAAAGAAGGUGUCUCAUUAUGGUGCACAGACGAAGGUAACAUGGAGCUGCCUCGGUGGACACAAGGGUGUUUGGAUGUCGUCACCCUAUCUAUUAGAGGCGUUUCCUGAAAUCCACCUUCUUACAGCUCUUUCCAUUCUCUUUUCUGGAGGCACCUAUACACACUUCAGACAAUGGGCCAAACAUCUUCACCUGAAUUUCAUGGGACAUGAAACCUUUCUUGAAGUUCAAAAGGCACACAUCAGCCCAGAAAUGAAACGGACGAACAGAGCUGAGCAGGAAGCAAUCUUGGCAAAGGACAUCUACCGACAAGCUGAAGGCUCUCUGCGUCACAUUUCAGAUGCUCUGAAGAAAAUUAAGGCCGAGAGAAGAGAGAAGAGAGCUCUGUCAUCAUCAUCAUCACUGUCCAGUUCUGAAGAGAGAUCUUCAGCGUUAAAGACAGCUGCUGAAACUAGUAUACAAGAGUCUUUUGCAUCAUCAAGUCCUGGACCAGACCAUGAAAGUGGCCAGCAGCAUCAACAUGAAGCUAAACAUCAGAGCAACACUACACAUCAGACGUCAUCAGAGCUGGCCUGGAUCCAGGACAGCAGUGAGGAGAUGGAGGUCACCAUUGCUGAGGAUGAAUACGACAGUGUGAAGAAAAUAAAAUCAGAAUCAACUGAUCUGAGAGCUGCUGGACCCAAUGACAGUGGUGAUGAAGAUGUCUACGUACCAAUAAUUCCUCAGAGGUCCACAGCGUCUGAGCUCUUACUGGAAUGUGAGGAGGAGGAGCUGGAGCCGUGGCAAAAGCAAACGUCACUAAUUAAAGUUAAAGUCGAAGAUGAUGUUGAAGAUACAGCUAAUGACCAAACAGAGUGUAAACCGGAGCCUUCACUUCUUCAGGAAGAUGCUGUAAAUACGUCACCACCUGAGCUGAAAACAGAAACUCCACAGCCUGCUGUUUUCAACAACCAAGCCUUCAUGGUGGCUUCUCCUCAGUUAACAAGCAGCACUGACUUCAUCGGCUCUCUCAGGACGCACUGCCUUGCUGGGACUCCGUUUGCAAUAGUUCCAGCGGUUCAGCAGCAACUCUUCCACAAGGUGUCUGCAGCCACAGUAACGCCUGGACCUGAUGGUGCUGUUCACACUUCUGAGGUGCAUCAAAUCAGCAACAACCCCGUGUCCUCGUCCAGCGUCCUGAGUCCUGCAGCAUCAUCUAGCCGACAGCAGGCCGACCAGCCCGAGUCACAGACGCUUUCUGUUCCCUUUUCUCUGCCUCGUUUUACUGUACUUGAACUUCCAUAAGUUGGCACAUCAAGUAACAAUGAAUGAUAAAUUUAGGUGUAAUGAGAACAGUGAGUUCAUAAGCUGUCUCAUUUAAAUGUGUUAUUACAUUUGCACAAAUUAAUGAUCUGCAGACUAUUUGCACAUUGAUGCGUGUGUGCAGGUGUAACCCUGAGAACCCUGCAGCACAGAACCUGUUACCUCUUUUUCUAUGUCCAAAUAAAGAUAAAUUCCUUUAACGUAA